Odobenus rosmarus divergens (Pacific walrus) is the source of this 378-nucleotide messenger RNA. RefSeq names its product IQ domain-containing protein F5-like. Lineage: Eukaryota; Metazoa; Chordata; Mammalia; Carnivora; Odobenidae. The transcript has a single exon. The record is from RefSeq and is a predicted model, not a curated record. The annotation marks the transcript as partial.
GGUACUCUGGUGCGCAGGACCUUGCUACACGCAGCACUCAGAGCAUGUAUCAUUCAGCACUGGUGGAAGGUGACGCUGGCAAAGCUGCUGGAGGACAGACGGCGAGUGACCCUAGAGUUUUAUGCACAGCAAGAAUGGGCAGUGGUCAAGCUGCAGUCCUUGGUCCGCAUGUGGCGCAUACGCCUUCAUUACUGGAAUUUGCUCCAUGCUGUCCGCAUCAUCCAGAUCUAUUGGCGCUGGCACAAUUGCCAUUCCCGUGGCUUUUUCCAUGGCAACUAUGACCUCACAGCAACCCAUCUGGGACUUGAACUUGAGAUCUCUCUGGGGUCACAAAUGUGUCAGAUUACAGACAGCAUCCCCUUCCCAAUAAAGAACUAA